Penicillium olsonii is the source of this 462-nucleotide messenger RNA. The record is from the annotation of a GenBank genome assembly. Lineage: Eukaryota; Fungi; Ascomycota; Eurotiomycetes; Eurotiales; Aspergillaceae.
AUGGCUGACCACGAAUACAACGCCGAGGAGGCUGCCGAGAUCAAGAAGAGAAGAACAUUCCGCAAGUUCUCUUACCGCGGCAUUGACCUCGACCAGCUCCUCGACCUCUCCUCCGAGCAGCUCCGUGAUGUUGUCCACGCCCGUGCCCGCAGACGUUUCAACCGCGGUCUGAAGCGCAAGCCCAUGGGUCUCAUCAAGAAGCUCCGCAAGGCCAAGCAGGAGGCCAAGCCCAACGAGAAGCCCGACCUUGUCAAGACUCACCUCCGUGACAUGAUCGUCGUCCCCGAGAUGAUCGGCUCCGUCGUCGGCAUCUACUCCGGUAAGGAGUUCAACCAGGUUGAGAUCAAGCCCGAGAUGGUUGGCCACUACCUGGCUGAGUUCUCUAUCUCCUACAAGCCCGUCAAGCACGGUCGUCCCGGUAUCGGUGCCACCCACUCUUCCCGUUUCAUUCCCCUCAAGUAA